Messenger RNA from Apodemus sylvaticus (European woodmouse), 936 nucleotides. RefSeq names its product olfactory receptor 5M10-like. The coding region runs from base 1 to 936 and encodes 311 amino acids. Gene Ontology annotation, biological process: G protein-coupled receptor signaling pathway; sensory perception of smell. Gene Ontology annotation, cellular component: membrane. The transcript has a single exon. Gene Ontology annotation, molecular function: olfactory receptor activity; odorant binding; G protein-coupled receptor activity. Lineage: Eukaryota; Metazoa; Chordata; Mammalia; Rodentia; Muridae. The record is from RefSeq and is a predicted model, not a curated record.
AUGACUUUCCUAAACCACACUGCAAUGAUGGACUUCAUUCUUGUGGGACUCACAGACAGCCCAGUGCUGGGGAGGAUCCUCUUUGUGGUGUUUCUGGUCAUUUUUGUCAUCACACUGGCAGGAAACUUGUUCAUGAUUGUGCUCAUCAGGACCAAUUCCCAUCUGCAAACACCCAUGUACUUCUUCCUUGGCCACCUCUCUUUUGUAGACAUCUGUUACUCUUCCAAUGUUACCCCAAAUAUGCUGCAUGGUUUCAUCUCAGACCAGAAGACCAUCUCCUAUGCUGGAUGCUUCAGUCAGUGUCUCUUCUUCAUUUCUUUAGUGAUCACUGAGUUUUAUAUGCUUGCCUCAAUGGCUCUGGACCGCUAUGUGGCCAUUUGCAGCCCUCUGCAUUACAGUACCAGGAUGUCCAAGAAUGUUUGUGUCUCUCUAGUCACAUUUCCAUAUGUGUUUGGCUUCCUGAAUGGGCUUUCUCAGACUCUGCUCACUUUCCACCUAUCUUUCUGUGGCUCCCAUGAAAUCAACCACUUUUACUGUGCAGAUCCCCCUCUGAUCAUGCUGGCCUGCUCUGACACUCAUGUCAAAAAGAUGGCCAUGUUUGUUGUAGCUGGCUUUACUCUCUCAAGUUCCCUUGCUAUCAUUCUUCUAUCUUACCUUUUCAUUUUUAUAGCUAUAUUGAGGAUCCGUUCAGCUGAGGGAAGGCAUAAGGCCUUCUCUACAUGUGGUUCCCACAUGACAACAGUCACCAUAUUUUAUGGAACCCUUUUCUGCAUGUACUUAAGACCUCCAUCAGAAAAGUCUGUAGAAGAGUCAAAAGUAUUCGCAGUUUUUUACACUUUUUUGAGUCCAAUGUUGAACCCCUUGAUCUAUAGCUUAAGGAACAAAGAUGUCAUCAAUGCCAUGAAAUGUGUCCUUAAAGGAAAGCUCCUCCAAUAA